Caenorhabditis auriculariae is the source of this 960-nucleotide messenger RNA. Lineage: Eukaryota; Metazoa; Nematoda; Chromadorea; Rhabditida; Rhabditidae. The record is from the annotation of a GenBank genome assembly.
AUGGAAAUCAGUUGCUGUUGGUGCCUUGAAGGAACUCGGAUAGUUAUCGAAGACGAGGAGCCUGGCGAGGACAACGCGAGCUCCUACAAGUGUUUCAGAAGUGACGUACACGUUAAGGUGAACUAAUUUCUCAUAAUUCAACAAUGGUUUUUCUGGCCUUGGCUUACAUGUCGAGCGGUCAUCAUUUUCUAGCCAUUCCGUUUCGAAAGCGUUUUCAAAGUUUCUUUUGAAAGGCUUGCUAUCUUCUCAAAAGCUUGAGUUUUCGAUCAGUGCAAGGAAACCCCGAGGGUCUGGUAUUUUUAAAACAUCCUUGAAACUCGAACUCACCCGUUCCCAAAAUUCUUUUUUUACUUCUUCAUCUCUGUCGCUUUCUAUACCUCGAGAUUUCAGAAAGCCUGCUUUUACGUGGGCGUCUCGGCUCUUAUUGUAUGCGCUUUCUCGACGGUUUGUAUGUUUUUCGGGGUUUAUACGGUUAAUUUGUGGCUCGACAUUGUCCUCAUCAUUCUGAACACGGUGAGUCAAUCGAAAUCUGAUACAAAAAACAAAGACUGGGUUUAAGAUUGUGUCAUUAAUCAUGUUUAUUGGUUUAUACUAUGACAUGGCUUUUUUGAUUUUACCUUUUAUAGUAUCAGAGGUUUGUCAUUUUACUCAUUUCCUAUCAAAAAGUUUUUUUCCAGAUUUUUCAGUGUGCUGCAUUUUUCAUGUUGGCCAACUACACUCUUUAUUAUACUAUUACUUUCAAAAAACAAAAAUUUUAUCAAAAAUUUGGUUAGAUAGUGUUUAUCCAGCUAUUUCAAAUGUUAUUUAUUUGCAGAUCAAAUGUUGAUGGUGAUAUCAAUAUAUCUGGGGAUUGUGAUCUGCGCAGGCGCCGUUUGGGCCGCUGCCAAGUGUUACCAUUUUCUGCGGAAAAAGAAACAAGGACUUUAUAGCAAUGCUGGACCGAGAUGCAUGUGGGCAUAG